Molecule: messenger RNA, 1745 nt
Organism: Dama dama (fallow deer)
Lineage: Eukaryota; Metazoa; Chordata; Mammalia; Artiodactyla; Cervidae
Product: septin-4
Exons: 12
Coding region: 149-1582 (477 amino acids)
Biological process (GO): regulation of exocytosis; cytoskeleton-dependent cytokinesis
Cellular component (GO): septin complex; sperm annulus; cell division site
Molecular function (GO): GTPase activity; GTP binding; molecular adaptor activity
Source: RefSeq, a predicted model, not a curated record
AGGAGGGUCAGAGAGAAAGGGAGAGGAGCAAGUCAGGACGCCGGGUUACAAGAGCACCAAGACCAGGCUGUUUCUGUGCGUGAGGAACUUUGCCUGGCAGAUAAAAUUAGACCUAGAGCUUGCUGACAGGGAGUCUGAAGCGUGGGACAUGGACCGUUCCCUGGGACGGCAAGGCAGUUCUGUCCCCGAGGAGAGGGCUGAAGCUGGGAUCAAGCGCUUUCUGGAGGACGCGGAUGACGCAGAACUGAACAAGUUCGUGACGGAUUUCCCAGGAAGCGAGACCUACCACCCACCAGAGGCCAAGACCUUGGUGCCCAGGCCCCAAAUCCAGGAGCCGAGGCCCCAGGCUUCAGACCUCUGCCAGGAUGACCUGGAGUUCAAACCCCCCUCGUGGCCCCAGCCCUCUGACAGCCAGCAGUACUUCUCUGCCUCAGCCCCCCUCAGCCCCUCAGCCCGGCCCCGCAGCCCGUGGGGCAAGCUCGAUCCCUAUGACUCCUCCGAGGAUGACAAGGAGUACGUGGGCUUUGCGACCCUCCCCAAUCAAGUCCACCGGAAGUCUGUGAAGAAAGGCUUUGACUUUACCCUCAUGGUGGCAGGAGAGUCGGGCCUGGGGAAGUCCACGCUGGUCAACAGCCUCUUCCUCACGGAUCUGUACCGGGACCGGAAGCUCCUCAGCGCAGAAGAGCGUAUCAUGCAGACGGUGGAGAUCACUAAGCAUGCCGUGGACAUAGAGGAGAAGGGCGUGAAGCUGCGGCUCACCAUUGUGGACACACCAGGUUUUGGGGAUGCCGUCAACAACACAGAGUGCUGGAAGCCUGUGGCUGAAUACAUCGACCAGCAGUUUGAGCAGUAUUUCCGAGAUGAGAGUGGCCUGAACCGCAAGAAUAUUCAAGACAACAGGGUGCACUGCUGCCUGUACUUCAUCUCGCCCUUCGGCCACGGGCUCCGGCCAUUGGAUGUUGAAUUUAUGAAGGCCCUGCAUCAGCGGGUCAACAUCGUGCCUAUCCUGGCCAAGGCGGACACACUGACCCCUCCUGAAGUGGAGCGCAAGAAACGCAAAAUCCGGGAGGAGAUUGAGCACUUUGGAAUCAAGGUCUACCAGUUCCCAGACUGUGACUCUGAUGAGGAUGAGGACUUCAAAUCACAGGACCUGGCCCUAAAGGAAAGCAUCCCAUUUGCUGUCAUUGGCAGCAACACUGUGGUAGAGGCCAGAGGGCGUCGAGUUCGGGGCCGGCUCUACCCCUGGGGCAUCGUGGAAGUGGAAAACCCAGGGCACUGCGACUUUGUGAAGCUGAGGACAAUGCUGGUGCGUACUCACAUGCAGGACCUGAAGGACGUGACGCGGGAGACGCAUUAUGAGAACUACCGGGCCCAGUGCAUCCAGAGCAUGACCCGCCUGGUGGUGAAAGAGCGGAAUCGCAACAAACUGACUCUAGAGAGUGGUACGGAUUUCCCCCUUCCUGCCGUCCCACCAGGGACAGAUCCAGAAACUGAGAGGCUGAUCCGAGAGAAGGAUGAGGAGCUGCGGCGGAUGCAGGAGAUGCUGCACAAAAUCCAAAGACAGAUGAAAGAGACCCAUUAGCUGGCUUUCAGCCCUGAAUAUUUAAACGCCGCCUCUUCGUCCUGCCUAUGUCAGCCCCUCCCAGCACCAGCUCUGCUCAGGCCCCUGCAGCUACUGCCACUUCGCCUUACAUCCCUGCUGCCUCCCCAGAGACUCAGAGGAAAUAAAGUUUAACAAAUCUGUA